ACCUGUCCAUUAGUAGAAGAGCAUGAGAACCUUGGAUGUCAACGCCUAACAGACUCUUGAGACCAGCCACCAAACCACAAAAAGCGACUUUCUUCUUGCCUGGCCCUUACAUCUCUCCCAAUGGAUGCAGAGACAGGGAGCAGCGUGGAGAGUGGGAAGACGGCCAACAGAGGCACUCGAAUCGCCCUGGCCGUGUUCGUUGGUGGCACCCUGGUGCUGGGCACGGUCCUCUUUCUAGUGAGUCAAGGUUUCUUAAGCCUCCAAGCUAAGCCGGAGUACUGCCUGAAGCCAGAAUGCAUCGAAGCUGCUGCUUCCAUCUUGAGUAAAGUAAAUCUGUCUGUGGACCCUUGUGAUAAUUUCUUCCGGUUUGCUUGUGAUGGCUGGAUAAACAGUAAUCCAAUUCCUGAAGAUAUGCCAAGCUAUGGGAUUUAUCCUUGGCUGAGACGUAAUGUCGACCUCAAGUUGAAGGCACUUUUGGAGAAAUCAGUCAGUAGAAGGCGGGACACCGAAGCCAUACAGAAAGCCAAAAUCCUUUAUUCAUCUUGCAUGAAUGAGAAAGCAAUCGAAAAAGCGGAUGCCAAGCCGUUGUUACACAUCCUGCGGCACUCACCUUUCCGCUGGCCUGUGCUCGAAUCUAAUAUCGGUCCUGAAGGGGUUUGGUCAGAGAGAAAGUUCAGCCUUCUUCAGACACUUGCGACGUUUCGUGGCCAGUACAGCAAUUCUGUGUUCAUUCGUUUGUAUGUGUCCUCUGAUGACAAGGUGUCCAACGAACACGUCUUGAAGCUGGACCAAGCAGCGCUCUCCCUAGCCGUGAGGGAAGACUACCUUGAUAAUAGCACAGAAGCCAAGUCUUAUCGGGAUGCCCUUUACAAGUUCAUGGUGGAUACUGCCGUGCUUUUGGGAGCUAAUAGCUCCCGAGCAGAGCAUGACAUGAAGUCGGUGCUUAGGUUGGAAAUUAAGAUAGCUGAGAUAAUGAUUCCACAUGAAAACCGAACCAGUGAGGCCAUGUACAACAAAAUGAACAUUUCCCAACUGAGUGCUAUGAUUCCCCAGUUUGACUGGCUGGACUUCAUCAAGAAGGUCAUCGAUGUCAGACUCUACCCCGAACUGAAAGACAUUGGCCCCUCAGAGAAUGUGGUGGUCCGUGUCCCUCAGUACUUCAAGGAUUUGUUUAGGAUAUUAGGCUCUGAGAGGAAGAAGACAGUUGCCAACUAUUUGGUGUGGAGGAUGGUUUAUUCCAGAAUUCCAAACCUAAGCAGGCGCUUUCAGUAUAGGUGGCUGGAAUUCUCACGGGUAAUCCAGGGUACCACAACUUUGUUGCCUCAGUGGGACAAAUGUGUCAACUUUAUUGAAAGUACCCUCCCUUAUGUUGUUGGAAAAAUGUUUGUGGAUGUACACUUCCAGGAAGACAAGAAGGAGGUGAUGGAGGAAUUGAUUGAGGGUGUUCGAUGGGCCUUUACUGACAUGCUGGAGAAAGAAAAUGAGUGGAUGGAUGCAGGGACAAAAAGGAAAGCCAAAGAAAAGGCAAGAGCUGUUUUGGCAAAAGUUGGCUAUCCUGAAUUUAUAAUGAAUGAUACUCAUGUUAAUGAAGACCUCAAGGCAAUCAAGUUUUCAGAAUCUGACUACUUCGGCAACGUCCUGCAAACCCGCAAGUAUUUAGCACAGACUGAUUUCUUCUGGCUGAGAAAAGCUGUUCCAAAAACAGAGUGGUUUACGAAUCCAACGACAGUCAAUGCCUUCUACAGUGCAUCCACCAACCAGAUCCGAUUUCCAGCAGGAGAGCUCCAGAAGCCUUUCUUUUGGGGAACAGAAUAUCCUCGAUCUCUGAGUUAUGGCGCUAUAGGAGUAAUUGUUGGACAUGAAUUUACACAUGGAUUUGAUAAUAAUGGUAGAAAAUAUGAUAAAAAUGGAAACCUGGAUCCUUGGUGGUCUGUUGACUCAGAAGAAAAGUUUAAGGAAAAAACAAAGUGCAUGAUUAGCCAGUAUAGCAACUAUUAUUGGAAGAAAGCUGGCUUAAAUGUGAAGGGGAAGAGGACCCUGGGAGAAAAUAUUGCCGAUAAUGGAGGUCUGCGACAAGCUUUUAGGGCUUACAGGAAAUGGAUAAAUGACCAGAGGCAGGGGGUUGAGGAGCCUCUCCUACCCGGCAUUGAAUUCACGAACAACCAGCUUUUCUUCCUGAGUUAUGCUCAAGUGAGGUGCAAUUCCUACAGACCAGAAGCUGCCCGAGAACAAAUCCAAGUUGGUGCUCACAGCCCCCCUCAGUUUAGGGUCAAUGGUGCAGUUAGCAACUUUGAAGAAUUCCAGAAGGCUUUUAACUGUCCAUCCAAUUCCACGAUGAACAGAGGCACGGACUCCUGCCGACUCUGGUAGCUGGACUGUUGGUUUAUGCCAUCCUGAGAGAGUUGUGCCGUGCUCAUCACCUACUGCUUUAGGCCUGUGUUCCCCUGAGGAUGUUUAUUUUUGAUGCAUCUUCAUUACUUGGGUAUUGCUUAGAUCUAAACAGUAUCUAUUCAGAGUUGUAAGGCUUAAAAAAAUGGAAUAUAAAAAAUCGAAUCAAGUAUGUUUCUUUAGAAAACCAAACCAACAAAAAUAAGUCCCUAGGCUGCUUUUGUUAAAAUGCUGUCUGCUGAAUUGUUGCUGUUGUCCAUUUUAGUGUGUAAGCCAGAGUUAAGUGGUACGUAUCAUUUUAAUCUACAGCUUUGCAGGGGCCCUAAGUAGAACGUAUCCAGAAGAAAAUUCAGCCUAUUACACUUGCAACCCUCAGUGAUGUGGACAUGUGCGAGGAUACCCGGGAGGUCUUUCUGCACUGUGGAGCGCACUGUGAGAUUUCACACAUCGUCAUUACGUAGCAUUGAUUAACUCUAAGGUAGUUAGAUUAGAAAUAUGUUGAAUCCUCAUUUUACAAUAUUUGAUGAAGUUCUUGCCUUCAGCUUUGGAGUCUCUUGGCAUGGAAACAUGCCUCACGGCUUGUAUCUGGUGUAGCUUAUUGCCCUGUUCAAGUCAGCAUGAGCAAAGCUGGCAGAAAGGCUGCUUGGUAAAGGUUUGAGUUCAUCAAAUAGACAGACAAGGUUGUAUCUGUAAGUCCCAGAAGAAGCCAAAAUGCCUAGUCACGCAACAGCGGGGACACUAAGAAAUGACAUCUCCAAAAUUUGAUCUAGUCUGCCCACACCUUGGCGAUUAUGUCGUCUGCUGGAUACUUCUCUUCAGUCCAAUUCCUGGUGGUCUUGUUAUCCUCAUAUAUGUGCAUUCUCCUGUUUCUGAAAUGAGUAGGCAUCAAGAAAAUGAUUUUCUAAUUCCCCAUUAGGAAUGUAUGGCUUUCCUUCCCCUUUAGUGCAAAGGGACAAACCCCACAUUGAGGAGGGCGCGAAGUGGCUCGGUUCAAGUUACCUCUCUUUUAAAAAACCUUUUUGAAAAAUUUCUUGAUUAAAGACAUUUUAGAAUCUGUUGAUGGAAUUGAAAACUCCCUUCAUAGUCCAAAGAAACAUAAUUUUUACUCUUCAAGUCUUCUUCUGAAGAGUCUGUAAGAAAGAGCAGCGUUACGUUUGUGAUCGUCAGAGCUCUGUCCUUUCGAGUGAACUGCUCCGUCUCUCAUUAGAGAGCGUGUGUGGAGGAUAAAAUUGUAACGGCCUUCAAGUGGUUACCUGGCAUUUUCGGUUUCUUAAAAUAGCCAUCCCCCCUUCACAUUAUUCCUUGUACAUGUGAUUCUAGGUUAAGUAGGCCAAUAGGAAAAUCUCGGAAGCAAAAUGACAAAUUCAGGCUAACUAUAGGAAGCCAUUUUACAUCCCUGGGAUUUGUCAUUAAAAAAAAAAAAAAUAUAUAUAUAUAUA
Molecule: messenger RNA, 3827 nt
Organism: Balaenoptera acutorostrata (minke whale)
Lineage: Eukaryota; Metazoa; Chordata; Mammalia; Artiodactyla; Balaenopteridae
Gene: PHEX
Product: phosphate regulating endopeptidase X-linked
Exons: 22
Coding region: 121-2370 (749 amino acids)
Biological process (GO): protein processing
Cellular component (GO): plasma membrane
Molecular function (GO): metalloendopeptidase activity
Source: RefSeq, a predicted model, not a curated record